GGGAGAGCCCUGCGUGGGAGCCCGUGCCUUUAGGGAGAGCCCUGUGUGGGAGCCCCUGCCUUUAGGGAGAGCCCUGCGUGGGAGCCCGUGCCUUUAGGGAGAGCCCUGUGUGGGAGCCCCUGCCUUUAGGGAGAGCCCUGCGUGGGCCUUGUGCGCCUUUUCUGUCACAGAGUGACGCUUUAACGCCUUUUGGCCUUUAAUACUUUUCUGGCACGGCUGUGUGCCAUGAGAUGCACGUCACUGGGGUGUGAACAGCAGGGCAAACGCUAGCGACAGGUACAGAUGUUAAGCCUGACAAAAGUGAGGUAGCACGAUUACCUUGCCGGCAGGUGACGGUUUGUUGGGGGUUUUUUGGGGGGGAGGACACGGAUGUGUGGCUACAGUCCAAGGUUUUCAGCUUCUGCUGCAUGUGUAGCACUUGGGGAGGCUGUUUCACAGGGGUGGCUCCUCCAGGUAGGGGUCAGUUGCGCCAAUAACCGCAAAAUAGUAGCACGUUACAGAAGAGUUGAUGCUCUUUGCGGUUAAGCUUCUGGUUGUUCUAGUUCCAGUGUUCUUAGUCUGUUGUUUUUUUCUUUGCAGCGAUGAUAGUCUCUUCGUGUAUGACUGCAUCAAUGCGGAGAAGGUGACCUUAGGAAAUAAAGGGCAGGAUGGAAAAUCAACAGAUAAAGGAAGUGAUGAUAUCCUAGCUUUUGCCUUCUCCCCAUCAGGAGAUUAUUUAGCCGUGACAGAUGACAGCAAACGUCUGAUUCUGUUCCGUACGAAGCCUUCCUGGGAAUGUGUUAGUGUCAGGUCCGUGAACAGGAGAUGCACUUCCCUGGUUAUUACAGCUGCAGAAGAUAAGAUUCUGGUUGCAGACAAGUCUGGUGAUGUCUAUUCUUACUCAAUAACAGAACCCCAAGCAGAUGGAAAACUUCAGCUGGGUCACUUGUCUCUGAUACUGGAUGUGGCGCUGAGUCCUGAUGACCGGUAUAUCCUAACUGCAGACCGAGAUGAGAAGAUCAGAGUCAGCUUGGCAAAGGCUCCUUAUUAUAUUGUAUCCUACUGUCUGGGACACAAAGAGUUUGUAAGCAAAAUACUGGUAAUACCCAAUUAUCCUGAUCUGCUGUUGUCAGCUUCUGGGGACUCGACUCUGAGACUUUGGGAGUACAAAAGCGGAGAAGAAGUGUACUGCUGUCAUCUAGAUAGCGUCUGUGGGCCUGAGACAACCAAAACUGACCAGAAGUACCCUCCGUCAAGAAUAACCUACUGCUGUCAAGGUGGUUAUGUUGCCAUUCUAUGUGACUGUAUUCCCACAGUCUACGUCUUUCAGCUUGAUGCCAUUGCCCAGCAGCUAGUUUACAGACAGCAAAUCUCUUUGAAACAUAAAGGUUGGGACAUUGCAUUUGAGGAAACGGGAGAUCUAUGGAUUUUGCAGGAAGACAGUGAAGCUCCUCUUCAAUUGUACAGACCAUGUGAUGGACAGUGGAAGGCUGUAACUGAUGACAAAGGAUUACAGAAGAUGUCAAAAUAUGUUCAGGACAACUGGACAGUGUUUGAAGUUACAGGUUUUGUUGGCAGAGAGAGCUACUACAGCAGUCUCUACAAGGCUUCAUUUGAUAACAUGGAUGCUUACCUACAGAGGAAAGAGGAAAGGUCACAGCAGCAGAAAAAGAAAAGGCAGGAUCUGCGACGUGGUUCGAAUGGACAAACAAAAAAGAUGAAGACCGAAGAAUCAUCGCUAUGACCCUGUUGUCAGCUUGUAACUUUUGCCUUGCUGAAAGGAACUGAUCCAACUGCAGACUGGUUUUAAAUGUAAAAUGAAUUAUUGAAAAAGACUGGUUUAAACUUCUGUUCAGAUGCAGGUUUUCAGGUCACCUGAUGUGACAAUGUCCUGGUUGCAGCAUUCACAAUAUGCCUAAGCUUCUAGCAGCAUACAAGCGUUAGCAGUUCAGUCUUAGUAAUCUAAUGCAUGAUACGUGAAUACUGGAGAUGGUAUUUUCCUUGAUUUUGUUUUUACCUGCUGCGUUCAGGCUUUCUUCCUUAGGUGGAUGUGCACCGAUUAAAGUUGAUGUGAUUUUUUUAUUUGUUUUUUUCUUUCUUUCUUUAGUUUGUUUUUAACUUUUUAUAAGGUCUGUUAGUUGCUGUAACUGACUUAGUGUACCUGGCUAUGGGAAAAGGAAUGUAGCAAAAUUCUUGCUGUAUAUGAAAGGUUUUAACCGAGACUUCACCACCUCUGUUUUUCCCCUUUACCUUCAGUUUACGUGGUAGGGAUUCUGCCUAGCUUCCAAUCCAUUGCUUCUUUCUUGUGGCAUAUUUCUAUAGGAGGAAGUUCAAAAAUAGAUUUUAUAUACUGGAAAGUACAAGUAAAAUGUGUCGGUCAACUCUGUGUUAUUGAAAGAUCCUUCUAUGGCAAUGUGAUCCUCGUGUGUCUGUGCGAAUGAUUUGAGAGGCCUAUGAGCAAAACUUGGAGUGCAUUCUGCUUCUUUCAACAAGAACUCUUUCAUGUUGCAAUUAGCCAAGAAACACAUCUUUCCAAAAGUUAUCGCUAAGAGCCUUAUGCUUGUUGCUUCAUCACAGGA
Egretta garzetta (little egret) is the source of this 2558-nucleotide messenger RNA. It is a transcript of the gene WDR4, whose product is annotated as WD repeat domain 4. Bases 509 to 1723 code for a protein of 404 amino acids. NCBI's taxonomy places the organism in Eukaryota, Metazoa, Chordata, Aves, Pelecaniformes, Ardeidae. Gene Ontology annotation, molecular function: protein binding; tRNA (guanine(46)-N7)-methyltransferase activity. Gene Ontology annotation, cellular component: nucleus; cytosol; tRNA methyltransferase complex. The record is from RefSeq and is a predicted model, not a curated record. Gene Ontology annotation, biological process: RNA (guanine-N7)-methylation. The transcript is spliced from 10 exons.